AUGUACCAACUGCUGCUCAUUGUCCUACUUGCAGCCAGUGCUUCUGGUUGCGGACAGAGUAGCUACCCUCCAUAUUCCUUAAAGGUGGUUAAUGGAAUUGAUGCAAGGCCAUAUAGCUGGCCGUGGCAGGUUUCUUUGCAAGUUGGAAAUGGCUAUAGAUUUUCUCACACUUGUGGUGGGACGCUAAUUUCCUCAAAUUGGGUUAUGACAGCAGGCCAUUGUAUCUCCUCUGGACGGGACUACCGUGUGGUACUGGGAGAGUACGACAGGAAUGUCGAUGAGGGCGGAGAGCAGAUCAUAAGCCCCAGUGGUAUCUUUGUUCAUCCAAAGUGGAAUAUGAACUGUGUGGCCUGUGGGAACGAUAUCGCUUUAAUCAGGCUCUCAGAGCAUGCGGUCUUGAAUGACAAAGUUCAGGUUGCUUGUAUUCCACCUUUUGGCUAUAUUCUUCCCAAUAACUUUUAUUGCUACAUUACUGGAUGGGGCCGACUCUACACGAAUGGACCGCUUCCAGGAAAGCUACAGCAAGCUUAUAUACCAGUCAUUGACUACGACCACUGCAGUGCAAAGGAUUGGUGGGGUAGCAUUGUGAAAAAAACCAUGGUUUGUGCUGGAGGUGGUGAAAAGUCCGGAUGCAAUGGAGACUCGGGUGGACCUUUGAACUGCAAGGGUUCUGACGGUCUUUGGUAUGUCCAUGGUGUAACCAGCUUUGUGUCAGCCAUCGGGUGUAACACCAUAAGGAAACCCACAGUCUGGACUCGGGUAUCUGCCUUUAAUUACUGGAUUGCUGAGGUAAAUGGUGUUUCAAAGCAGAAAGGAAUAUUAAUAAGUGUCUUACACUCCUACACGUCCUUCGAGAGCCCUGAUUCCCGGUUCUGCUCGGUUCUUCACAUCCAGGGCUCUGACUCCUACUGGUCAUUUGCUCUUGGAUCAGUGACCACUGCGAGUCCCACACCUUUAAAGCCCCGAUUCUCCAAUGGGUGCUUCUGCCAAACUCUGGACUUGUGUAAAAUCUAG
Messenger RNA from Pristis pectinata (smalltooth sawfish), 1014 nucleotides. Its product is annotated as proproteinase E-like. Gene Ontology annotation, molecular function: serine-type endopeptidase activity. The coding region runs from base 1 to 1014 and encodes 337 amino acids. The record is from RefSeq and is a predicted model, not a curated record. NCBI's taxonomy places the organism in Eukaryota, Metazoa, Chordata, Chondrichthyes, Rhinopristiformes, Pristidae. Gene Ontology annotation, biological process: proteolysis. The transcript is spliced from 8 exons.